UGUCCGCAGGCGGGGGCGGGCGCGGCGGAGCCGGGGAGGAGGCGGUGCCUUAUAGCGCGGGCGCGGCGGGCAGCGCCGGCAGAGCCUAGCCGAGCCGAGCCGAGCAGAGCCGGCCGAUACCCUGGACAGCGCUCCGCCGCCACCGCCCCGCCGCCAUGGAGAGCCUGAAAGCUUUUGACCGGGAAGUAAAUGAGUUUGUGGAGUAUAUGUUUGGGCCUCGAGAUCCCAGGGUUAGAGGAUGGUUCCUUUUGGACUCUUACCUUCCCACUUUUUUCCUUACUGGAGCAUACCUACUGUGCAUAUGGCUGGGCACCAAGUUCAUGAAGGAUAGGCCUCCUUUCUCUCUCAGGACUCACCUCAUUGUAUAUAACCUUGGGAUUACACUGCUCUCCUUGUACAUGCUCAUAGAGCUCAUCCUUGCCACGUGGGAAGGAGGCUACAACUUGCAGUGCCAGAACCUCCACAGUGCAGGGGAGGCCGACAUUCGGGUAGCCAAGGUGCUGUGGUGGUAUUACUUUUCCAAAGUAAUUGAAUUCAUGGACACCAUCUUCUUUGUACUGAGAAAGAAAAGCAGCCAGAUCACCUUCCUUCAUGUGUAUCACCAUGCCACUAUGUUUAACAUUUGGUGGUGUGUUCUAAACUGGAUACCUUGUGGGCAAAGUUUCUUUGGACCCACUUUGAAUAGCUUUAUCCAUGUGCUUAUGUAUUCAUAUUAUGGACUGUCAGUCAUCCCCUCUAUGCGCAAGUAUCUCUGGUGGAAGAAAUACCUCACUCAGGCACAAUUGAUCCAAUUUCUGCUCACUAUUGUGCACACACUCAGUGCAGCUGUGAAGCCAUGUGGAUUCCCAUUCGGCUGCCUCAUGUUCCAGUCCUCCUAUAUGGCCACACUGGUCAUUCUCUUCGUAAACUUCUACAUCAAGACAUACGGGAAAGCACCUUCAAGAACAGCUACAAAGGAAACCCCUGUCACAACAGAAAUCAAGAACGGUUUCCAUAAGGACUACUUUGUUGCUGCCAAUGGAUUCCUGGACAAUAAAAAAGCACAAUAAGUAUGGUACUUCUUGUGCUUUCUUUUUUCUAAAGAAAAAAAAAAAAGGGAAAAGAAAGAAAAAAAGAAGACUGAAUUACAAGCUUUAGCUUAAAACCUGUUUGAUUACAUUUAUCAGUUCUUUCUACCAGACACUUAUUAAUGUACCACUAUUUAGGUUUUAACAAACUUGCUCUGUCAAAGAUCACCAUUGGAACAAAGGCAGCCAAGAUCUUUAUCCUGUGAAAAAGAAAACCUUUGUGAUCUCUAAUGCUGACACAAAAACGCCUUAUCAAACACUUGAUGGGUAAACCCAUCAAUGCCUUCAAAAGGUUAAGACUCCGUUCAGACUAAUGCAGUAAGCACUUUCUAUGCAAGAGAGAGGUCUUGAGGCAAGACCUCAACAAUCCACCCAAGACAUUCAGCUAAACUGUGGCUGUAGUCAGGAAAAGGAGGAAGGGGAGAGGAGGAACGCUGGGAAUCAUGCCUUUUCCAUCAUCAUUCCUCCUUUGCUUCUCCCCAGAUGUUCCCCAAAGCUUCCCUUGACACCAGCAAGAUGCAGCCAUCCCUUUGGUUGUGUGGGAGCCCUGAGGAAGGACAUGCACUAUACUUGCUUUACAUAUGUGCAACCUGACUCAGAUGCCACAAAGGCUGUGCAUUCUGCUUCAAGGGGGGUGGAAUGGUAGCACAUGGGACUUCCCAGUACGGCAUUUAGAAGACAUGAUAUCAUAUCAUGAUAAGAGGUUCUGAGCAAAACAUGUAAUUUCAGAUGUGCUAGAUCAGAGUUCUGAGUAAAUGGAUUUUGAGAGAAAUAAGAGCUCAACAACUUACUGAAGACAAAUCCUUUGAGUGUUUAACAUGCACAAAGUUAAUCCUAUACAAAUACUGUAAUUUGCCACAAACUGACAUGCCACAUAUUGAUAGACUGGAAGAUGCAGAAAAUCUUCAAAGUGAAUUCAGCAACAAGCAAAACACAUAAUAAAGGAAUUUCUGUGCUAGGUGGGCCUUAUUCAGACUGGUUUCUGACUGGAGAAACAGAUGUGACUGAGGCGCAAUCCUCUGUAGGGAAAGCAAGGAGAUAUUUACUGUCUGUAGCUGUAACAGACUGGCUAUAUCCAGCCACAAUCCUUUCUGCUUCAGUUAGCUGCAUUUACCUCCCACUUCAAUUAUGAGAAAUUCAAAAUACCCAAGGUUAGUUUGGGGAUCUGCUUUCACAGUUUUCUUAGCAAUGUGGACAAAACCUUUCUGAUCUGGCAGAAAA
Messenger RNA from Pezoporus occidentalis (night parrot), 2288 nucleotides. RefSeq names its product ELOVL fatty acid elongase 2 (gene ELOVL2). The coding region runs from base 156 to 1049 and encodes 297 amino acids. The record is from RefSeq and is a predicted model, not a curated record. Gene Ontology annotation, cellular component: endoplasmic reticulum; endoplasmic reticulum membrane. Gene Ontology annotation, biological process: very long-chain fatty acid biosynthetic process; fatty acid elongation, polyunsaturated fatty acid; fatty acid elongation, monounsaturated fatty acid. Gene Ontology annotation, molecular function: fatty acid elongase activity. The transcript has 8 exons. Lineage: Eukaryota; Metazoa; Chordata; Aves; Psittaciformes; Psittacidae.